UUUCACGACACAAAGAGCGUGCACAUGGGACGAACAGGAAAUGUAACAAUUUUUAGGAUGGUAAAUGCGUAGAAGCCAAAAAAACUGAAAUACGAUUGUUUUCGAGCGAAAACAAUUAUUUACAUGUUUAAAUGUUGGAAUAAAAGUGUUAAAAUAAAGGGCAAACGUACCUUUUAAAACUGCACAAAAGAAGAGUCACAGAACGAACAACGAACCGGUCGUUGUGUCGGUACUUUCGUUAUAGUAAAUCGCACACUCGCAAUACGAAAUUGGUUCUUCUAUCCUUUUCUGUUGUCAUCAAGUGCUGCUAGUAUGGCGAUCCAAAAAGUCCCUAGAUACUUUUUCCAACUGCAGAGUCAAUAAAAUUUUUUGACAUAAUGAAUUUAUAUUUAAAAAAAUUAUAAUUUCUGGAUAAAUAUAUUUUUCAGAGUUCUUUUAAAAUGUUCACUUUUUAAAAUGAGUCACUUAAAAAAAUUGUAAUUUGUACAAUUUGAAAUGCGAAGUUUAAAAAAUCGGAAAAUCCCUAAGUAAUUUUUUCAAAUAUGAAGCUAAUUGAUUUUUAACAUAACAAAUAUAUAGGAAGUAUAGUUAGUAAUAAAUUAAAUUAAAUGUUUAUUUAAGAUGUUCACUUUCUGCAAGAAGAAAUUGAAGAAUUGUAGAUCGUAAAAUUAUGGAAAGAAAUAAAUAAUUUUGAAACUAUGCGAUAAAAUAGAUUUAUGAUUAAGAAUUAAGAAAUUAUAAGUUUUUAAUAAUAAUUCUAAUCUUAUAAUCUUUAGUUUUCGCUUUCCGAAACUUAAUAAAAUAUAAGUACAUUUGAAAAGAUUUAAGAAAAACAAAAUAUCAAUAAAGAUUUCUCAAAUUUUUAUAUGUUAGAAAAAGAAUCUUGAACUGUACGUUUUGACAAAUGCUAUAGAAUAUGGUAGAAAAAACUGACUCUAGAUUCUUAGCAUUGUAGCAUUUUUUCGUUAUAUCGUACGCCAUUAACUUUAAAGAGAAACGAAAUUUCAAAUUGAAUAAAUUUUUUUAACGUUCAUUCAGACUGUUCGACCAAUCGAAUCAGAAGUAAUUUUAACUGGUCACGUGAUACUCCAACUAUUGACUGCUGUAAACCGGCUAGUAAAUUAUUUUUUAUCACUAUAAGAAAUUCCUGUUUCUCCUUUAUAUUUUUAUUAAAAAUGAAUGACAAACAGUGUCUUGCUACGUUUUAAUCGAAAUUUAAUUACUCGAUACUUAAUUUCUGAAAAAUGGUCGUUCUUCAUUUUUAGUAUCUCAUUUUUACAGUAAUACAUCUCAAUAACCAGUAACAAUGCCAAAGACAAGUAUGAAAGUUGCUUUCUAUUUUGAAAUAUAUUACAAAAACUAUAUUUUACGAAAUACAAUAUGUUACAUACUAAUAGAUAACGUAUAGAUUAUACAAAAAUAUCAAAAUUCGUAUGCGUAUAAUUUUCAUAUUGUAUUCGAUUUUUCAAUAGUGGCAGUCAUAUUGAUUAUAUUUUGUCAUUACGGUGAAAGUUUAGUAAUUUUAAUUGUCCGUAAAAUUAGUAUUUUUGUAAUAUACAAAAUAAAAAUUACUCGACUUAAAACGAGUUGACUCAUACAUAUUGAAUAGGCAUAUUGAAUAGGCGAACGUGCAUGUAUUUACGAAAUACUCCAUUUACAAAGUAUUGUAUAGAAUAUACGCAACGUUCGAGAUUAAAAUAAAAUAUCUGAAGUAAGUUACACGUCUGAACAACUUUAGUUUUCCUUUCUUUAAUUUUAUUCACGAAAACACGAAUUUGCAUAAGUAUCUGCAGUAAAACAGUUGCAUUAUGGGAUACAUCAAGAAUCGUAGAUUUCGGCCUUUUUUCCCUAGACUUCGAUCACAUGGUUUUAUUUACCUCUUCCGAUAUCAUUUGAGCAGACCAUAGUUCCAAUAGAAAUUAUCGUUUACCUCGAGAAGGGAAAUAAGAUGGCGGUGUGACGUCACGUCCGCUCGGUACGAAAACGUAACGUAAUUCGCUAACACGUUUUCUCCUGUAACAGCGUAUUCCUUCGGGCUUCGCGCCUUCGUCAAAUGCAGUGAGCGUCGGUGUACGUAAAAUGGCGGACGGUGACAUUGAUUUGUACGCCGACGAUCUCGAGCAAGAUUUCGCGCAGGAUGAGUUUGCUGGUGACGGUGUUGAUUUGUAUGAUGAUGUGAUAGCAGCUCCUGCUGGUGGUAAUGGUGGUGUUUCUACGGGAAACAGUGGAGAUGGUGGAGGUGAUACUACCUCACCAAAUGAGGAAACAAAUGGCAAUGCGCCUUACCAUCAACUUGGAAAUAAUAUUCAGCCAAAUCAAAUUGGGAGACGUCAUCAAUUAUAUGUUGGAAAUUUGACUUGGUGGACAAGUGACCAAGACAUAACUGAUGCAGUUCAAAGUAUUGGUGUAUCAGAUUUUGUUGAAGUAAAAUUCUUCGAAAAUCGAGCUAAUGGACAAUCUAAGGGUUUCUGUGUGAUAUCUCUGGGUUCAGAACAAAGCAUGAGAAUUUGUAUGGAAAGAUUACCUAAAAAAGAAUUACAUGGACAGAAUCCAGUAGUAACAUUUCCCACUAAGCAAGCUUUGAAUCAAUUUGAGUCUCAGUGUAAGACACGUCCAGCUCCAGCUCCUCAGCAGAGUCAGAGUCAGCGCCCCCAUAAUCCACAUCAACAUCAGCCACCAAUGCCACCUCAUCAACAGCACCCACAACAUCCCCAACAUCCUCAACAUUCACAACAAAAUCAUGGUCCUAGGAUGAUGAUGGGUCCUCCACAGGGUGUAAGACCACAAAGAAUGCCACCUCCAGGAAUGGGUCCACCAGGUCCAGGUGGCCCUGGACAACAAGGUCCACCACGUAUGCAUGGUCCACCAAUGGGUCCUGGACCAGGACCACACCAUCCUUUACCUGGACAUCCUAAUCAAGGCCCACCACCUCCUGGAUAUCAGCAAGGACCGUGGAAUGGGCCAAGACCUAAUGGACCACCUGGACCACCCAGAGGUCCAAAUGGACCUGGUGGUCCACCUCAACAAGGACCACCAGGACCAGGUCCUGGUCAACAUCGGCCUCCAGGAAUGAUUGAAAUAGAUUCUUCGUUUGUCUCCAUUCAGCAAUUUCAUGGUGGCCCACCUGGUCCACCUGGUCAAGGACCUCCACGUGGUCCGCCUGGACAUCCUGGUGGACCUCCAGGUGAUCCAAGAGGUGCUCAACCACGUCCUGAAUGGAAUAGACCACCAGGAAUGCAUCAUGGGCCUCAGGGACCACCAGGUUUCCCUCAACAUCAACAUAUGCAAGGCCCGCAACCUGGUCAAGGCCCACCACAGAGAGGACCUCCUCCAGGUUCUAUGGGUGGAAUGUUACCAGGUCCAGGAGGACCACCACCUGGUCAUGGAGGCCCACCUCAAGGGCCUCCACAAGGACCUCCAGGAGGACCUGCACCACACGUGAAUCCAGCAUUUUUUCCACAAGGGCCACCUCAUCAGCAUCCAGGACAACAUCCACCAGGUCCUCCUGGUCCACCUCAUGGGCCACCUCAUGGACCACCACAUGGUCCACCUCAUGGUCCCCCUCAUGGACCUCCACAUGGUCAACCGCAUGGACCACCACAUGUGCCACCGCAUGGUUAUGGACCACCUGCAGCACAGCCACCUUAUGGUGCACCGGGCCCUGACCAUCGUCCAGAAGGGCCUCCUCCCCUCACCGAACAAGAAUUUGAAGAAAUCAUGGGUAGAAAUAGAACCGUUUCUUCUUCUGCAAUUGCUCGAGCAGUAUCCGAUGCUGCGGCAGGAGAAUAUGCAAAACGAUCACGUUCACGAGAUAGAGAACGCAGUCAUAGAAGAAGACGUGAGCGGUCAAGAAGCCGUGACAGAGAAUACAGAGAAAGAAGCAGAGAUAGAGAUAGAGAGCGUGACAGGGAACGCGAUCGUGAAAGAGAGAGGGACCGUGAUCGUGACAGAGAACGUUAUUAUAGUGAACCAUAUCCACGAGAGAGAUCACGAAGCAGAGAGAGGGAUCGUGAACGUGAAAGAGAUCGCGAAUAUAGAGAGCGAAGCAGAGAAGAAAGGUAUUAUGACGAUCGCUACAGAGAGCGUGAACGAGACAGAGAUCGAGAACGAGAGUCAAGCCGGAGACCAUCAGAGAGAGAACGAGAACCGGAACGUGAACGAGAACGUGAACGAGAAAGAGAUCGUCGCGACGAACGUGGAGACUCUUCUCACCGUUCAAGGCAUUAAAGGCGAUUGCACGCUGAAGAGAAAAAAAAGGACUCUCAUUACAAAACGUCAGGAAUAACAGAAGAAGUAGUGAGAGUAAAAGAGCAGAAGGGGAAGAAGACAAGGAAGAUGAUCGUGCUUUAGCAUACAUCGUGUUCACGGGAUCUCACCGUUGCAAUCUUGCAAGCUCCAUCGAGAAACAGAUCCAAGAAGAUACACGUUUAUCUCCUGAGAGCACACCUCUUUUAUAUUUUAUCUGAAUAUUAGUAGUGUUUAAACACUUUCUCGACCGAUCAAAGGAACCAUUGAUUUCAGAAUGAAGAAAACAGAGUAAUUUUGCAAUUGAUUAGAUUUCUUGAUUCUAUUUAUACAUGAUUGGUAAUUCAGAGCACCUUUCAAUUUAAGACAUUUAGUCUUUAUAAUAAAAGCAUAGAUAACUAUCUAUCUUAUUUGUUUUAUGUGAUGAAUAGCUUUGUUUGUACUAGAGGCUUGUAGUUUAUGUAUAUUUAAUAUUCAUGUAUAUGAAAUGUAUUUGUAUAUUUAGCUGAAUAAUUUUUAGUACAUGUUUAUCCAUAUACUAAAAAUUAAAAUCUUUAAUUCAUAUUUAAAUACUCAGAUAUACAUGUAUUAACAUAUCCAUAUUCUAACUUGGAAUUUCGAAGUCAAUAUUUUGAAAAUUUUAUUUUAUUCCUUCACGAUUAUAUUGGCAUCUUAAGAAUCAUCAUUAUGUUAACAUCACAGUUUAUCUAUAAUGUAUCUUCUCUAUUGCAUCUUAAGAGUCAUCGUUAUGUUAAUAUUUUAUGCUACAACAUUUAUUUAUAAUGAUUAAUAGUUUUUAAGUCUAUAUUAAAGCAUAAGAUCUUGAU
Molecule: messenger RNA, 5072 nt
Organism: Heterotrigona itama
Lineage: Eukaryota; Metazoa; Arthropoda; Insecta; Hymenoptera; Apidae
Source: the annotation of a GenBank genome assembly